Messenger RNA from Lactuca sativa (garden lettuce), 2495 nucleotides. The record is from RefSeq and is a predicted model, not a curated record. Lineage: Eukaryota; Viridiplantae; Streptophyta; Magnoliopsida; Asterales; Asteraceae.
GUGACAAGAGCUGUAUGCUUCUGUAACUCUAGUGUGUAAUUGUUCUCUCCAUUUUCCCUUUCGUUUUUCUCUAUCUGCAUUUGUUGUGUUGGUAAAUUCUCCUGUAAAAAUCAUGGCUAGAGCUUCUUCUUUUAUUACUUCUUUUUCUUUAUUCUUCAUUUACCCAUCCAUCUAAUCAGGGGUGAAAAUCCCUCCAAGAUCUCGAGCACGCAGAGUAGAGAGUAUACGUUAGCAAAGGGUAAUUCGAGGAAUCUCUCAUAUUCCAGUAGAAGCACUAAGAAGAACCAGAAUUAGAAUCGGUUCAAUUGGUGAAAACCCUCUUCUUCAAGGUCUCAAUAGUGUAGGAGGAGGCCCUACUUCUGAAACAAACCCAUCAUUCUUACAUUCUUCUGAAGCGGCAUAGGGUAAUCGAAGACACCGUUCACGCCUAUUCUCAAGAUUAAUAUCGGAAAGUGCUGCUUCUCUUUCCUCCAUUUCAUCUGCCCUAAACAAAGCAAAAAGAUUGAUUGGAGAUCUUGAAACAUACAUCAAUGAUCGACUUUUUAGAAGUUCAGAUGUUUCACAGAUUCUACCAGGUAAUCAAGAACACAACACUUAUCUUCCAAAUGGUGGUGAUAUUCACCUUCAACUGCUCAGAAUGUAAAGAUGAAUACGAAUCCAAAUCUAAAUCCUGUUGUCCCUGUUUCUUCUAGUUCUUCACAAAGAGCGAUUGCUACUACUAUUGUUCAUUUGGAUAAUCUAUCAACUAAUAGUGCUCUAGAGAUUGAUCUAACUAUAUCGUAUCAUUCUUCUUCUUCUGCUAGGAGAGCUGUUGUUUUAAGGGCGUUGAGUAUGGAAGGUGGAACUUCAGAUGAAGAAGAAUAACAGGUUGGAGAAGAUAAGUGGGUGGUGCUUCGUAAGAGAGAGAGAGAUAUAUUAAAUUUCUUUCCUUUUUUCUUUUUCUUUUUUAAUAAAAAAAUUAAGAUAAUAAGAGAAAACCUCAUAAAUGGUUCAUGGCUAUUGAAAUGACAAAAAUACCCCUCACUUAACGGUGAAAUGCUGACGGAGUGAACCGGAAUGAUCAAAUAUUAAAAUUUUUGAAACCAUAGGGACCAUCUGUAAGGUUUUUUGAACUUAAGGAUUAAACUUGAUAUUUUUGAAAACUACAGGGACCAUUUUUGAAGUUUUGUCUAAAGUUAAUAUGGAUAAGGAUUUAUUUAUAAUAAAAUAAUCAAAAGUUAUACUAUGUAAAGUAAAAGUUAAAUAUAGUAAAUCAGAAGGGUAUAAAUGAAAAGUUUGGUAAACUUAAGGAUUGGUUAACACAAUUGACAUGGAGAAUCUUGAUACAAUUUCAAGAACCGUUUCGUUGGUUGAUAGUAGCCUAGUAAUAUACUAGCAAAUUAGCAGCUCCCUUAGGUCCAUGUUCGUGUCGAUGGGAAUAAUUCAAGUUUAAUUUGCAUAUGGAACUGGAAUCGAUCCCCCGCGUGGAAUCUUGUUGUUAUGUCGGUGUCAACACCCGUUGACGGAGUCUGGUCAAACGACAGCGUUGACGACACCAGCAGGCAGCACUGCUUACUUUAGGAAUCCUGCCUUCUUACUUCUUCUUCACUUCCAUUUCAAUCACACACUUGCAUUGACAUCACCCUUCCAACUCUCUACUCAUCAAGUUUCCAGAACUAACCUCCAUCGAUCAUGGGUUCCAUUAACAACGAUACUGGUGGUGGUGGUUGUGAUGGGGAAGAUAGAAUUGAUGCUCUUGGAAGGCUCUUAACCCGUAUCCUGCGACAUAUGGCUUCUGAGCUGAACUUAAAGAUGAGGAGUGAUGGGUAUGUCAAGGUUCAAGAUCUAUUGAGACUUAACAUGAAGACAGCCGCCAAUGUUUCAAUAACUUCUCAUACUUUUGAUGAUAUUAAGGAGGCUGUCAGAUUGGAUAACAAGCAGCGGUUUAGCUUGCUUGAAGAAAAUGGGGAGCUUUUGGUUCGUGCAAACCAAGGUCAUACACUCAUGUUGGUUGAAACUAAAAGGUUACUUAAACCCAUCCUCUCACCUAAAGAAUAUCCUGUUUGUAUACAUGGAACCUACAAAGAGAAGUUAAAUUCAAUCUUGGAAAGUGGUCUUAAACGCAUGAAAAGGUUACAUGUACAUUUCUCUUUUGGAUUACCAACCGAUAAUGAAGUAAUUAGUGGGAUGAGGAGGGAUGUCAACAUCUUGAUCUAUCUUGAUGUUAGGAAAGCCAUCAAAGGGGGGAUGAAGCUUUACAUAUCGGACAACAAGGUGAUCUUAACAGAAGGUUUUGAGGGUGUUGUCCCUGUCAAGUAUUUUGAGAGGAUAGAGUCAUGGCCAGAUAGGAAACUUAUACCUUUUUAAUACACUCUCAUCAUCAACUGAAGUAAGCAUCAUGAUUUUGACAUAUGUACAUGUCGAAUAUAUCUCAAAAGAAGGAUGUUUAAUUGGUUUACAUGUUUUAUUCUGUUUGUGUUAUUUAAUAUAAUAUGAGAACAAAUAAAGUUUUGAUC